AUGAAACGAUAUACAGGUGGAAAACCACCUCAUAGACUUACUCCCUAUAUUGAGGUCUUAUCAAUACAAGUGAACAAGUCUAAUAAAGCUGCUGUAUGUAAGGCAUGUAUCAAGAAAUUGGGAAGAGAAUUGGCAUUGGAUAAAUCAGUGUUUACUAAUACAAAAAUUUGUGUAAAAGCACAUUUAAAAAAGUGUAUACAGUUUGCUGAGUUGUAUACUGAAAAAGAAAGAGCAGAAAUUCUAUAUGCAUCUGAUGAAGAAAACCAGCAAACGGAUAUAUCAUCAAUUACUACUUCAAGUAGUUUUCAUUCAAGUUUAUUGGAAAAAAUCACAACAUCGCAUAAACCUACUUCUCCUAUACGUCAUUUACAAAGUCGGCCAUCAAAAAAUUCUAUUGAAAAUUAUCUUAUUCGUGAUCUAAAUUCAGCUAAAUAUUGUAUAUUUGAGUAUCAUUUAUUAAAAGUUACAAUAAGUAACGGCUGGGCAUUUAAUUGGAUAGACAAUCCUGAGGUCUCUGCCCUUUUCAGAUUUCUUAAUCCAAAUAUUUCCUUACCUGGACGUCAUGCUCUUGCUAGUCGUAUUCUCUUAUCACACAGUGAGGAGUUGCAACGUAAACAAACCAUCGAUGCCAAAAAAGAAGAAGUUGGUAAUACUCUGGCAUUCGAUGGCUGGAAAAAUGUUAAUCAUCAAGAAAUCUUAGGGAGUGUUCUUAUUACAAGUAAAGGGAAAGUGCUUGUAUGGGGAGCUGAAGAUAUUUCUGGAGAUGGUGCUCGCACAAUUGAUGUGGUGAAAAAAAUUAAGAGUUUCUUCGCACGUGCAGAGAGAGACGAUAUUAAAAUUAUUGCAGUAGUAACAGAUA
Molecule: messenger RNA, 859 nt
Organism: Acaulospora morrowiae
Lineage: Eukaryota; Fungi; Glomeromycota; Glomeromycetes; Diversisporales; Acaulosporaceae
Source: the annotation of a GenBank genome assembly